GACCUUUGUGUGAACAUUUCGUCGACUCCCAGUAGCCACCGCCGACUCCCAGCCGCCACCGCCGACUCCCAGCUGCCACCGCCGACUCCCGCUCAACUGUCUGUGAUGAUGAACAAGAAGGCCAAUAAAAAUGAUCGAAUUAGUAACUUACCAAGUAAUGUCAUUGAUGGUAUCCUAGCAAACUUGAAAAUCCGAGACCAAGUUAGAACUAGUAUUUUGUCAAGAAAGUGGAGGUAUAUGUGGACUUCAUCCCCACAUCUUUGUUUUGACAGAGACUUUUUUGAAAGAUUUCUGCAUCAUGAAGACGGCUUUGAACAUCUUUGUUUUGACAGAGACUUUUUUGAAAGAUUUCCGCAUCAUGAAGAAGACUUUGUACCUGUAGUCUCUAAAAUCAUCACGGAUGUUCUUAUGAUCCAUGAUGGGCCAAUACACAAGUUUUUGAUUGACAUAACUCCGGGCUACACAUUUUGGAUCUGAAUGGAAAAUCUCAAUAUGUGGAUUCCCUUUAUGUCAAAGGACAUUAAACAUCUUGAGCUUUUGACCUUAGGUGCUCCCGAAUGUGAAACUCAAACACCGGAUAUUCUCUUCUCUUGUAAGGAAUUGACUUUCCUCAAAUUUAGUUCAUUUUACUUGUCAAUUCCACCUAAUUUCCACGGCUUUAAAAAAUUGCUUGAGCUUCACUUGUAUCAUAUUGAAUUUGAGUCCAGUGCAAUUGAGAGUCUUAUGUCCGGUUGUCCUUUUCUUGAAAAGCUCAACAUUGAUUGUGAUGGUUGUGAUUAUCUUGUUAUAUCUUCUACUUCUCUCAAAGUCUUAGUGCUACAAUUGUUUGCAACAAAAUCAAUUUGUCUCAAGAAAGCAAAGAAUCUGAUCGAUUUUACACUCAGAGUACAUCCGACUAAAGGUUUCAUCAAAAGUUUGCCAAAAAUUAAGAAGUUUUCACUGGCCAAUUGGAUAAAGGAAUCAUAUGCAGGUAUCAUUCCUCCCAGGGUGCUAACAAGAUCAUUCAGCUCUUUGGAGUAUCUGAAAUGGGAUGCCUUAUGUUUGAAUGAUAAAGGAGACUUUUUGUAUUUUGUCAGUGUUCUCAAAAGUUGUCCUAGGUUGAUUGAACUUGUUAUUAAUCAGAGAUACAAAGAUGUUGAUGCCACACAAGUGUCGGACCAUUUCAAGGAGUUAGAAUGCCAAAAUUGUUGCCUUAAGCUUCAGACAGUGGAUAUCCACCUUAGCGUUAGCUCUCAGAAUGCAAUAAGUUUGAUACAAUUCAUACUUGAAAAUUCUCCUUCAUUAGAGACUCUUAAUUUUUGGUGUAUUUAUGCUGAAUUAGAUGCACCUAUGUUGUUAAACAUGUCAAAAGACUUGUUACGGAUGGAACGAGCAUCACCAAAAGCUGAGGUUAAUUUCGAUCAUCAUCCUUACCCCACACCCAUGUUUACUCGAUAAGUUCCAUUUCCUUAUCAUACAACACAUUCCCAAAUACUCUUUAACUUUGGUAUUAUGUGGCCAUUGUUUGUAAUAGUUUGUGAAUCAGGAGAACUUGUUUACCUUC
Vicia villosa (hairy vetch) is the source of this 1543-nucleotide messenger RNA. RefSeq names its product F-box/FBD/LRR-repeat protein At1g13570-like. The coding region runs from base 478 to 1437 and encodes 319 amino acids. The record is from RefSeq and is a predicted model, not a curated record. The transcript is spliced from 4 exons. Lineage: Eukaryota; Viridiplantae; Streptophyta; Magnoliopsida; Fabales; Fabaceae.